Messenger RNA from Exserohilum turcica Et28A, 4019 nucleotides. RefSeq lists its product as uncharacterized. Gene Ontology annotation, molecular function: structural molecule activity; protein binding. The coding region runs from base 81 to 3743 and encodes 1220 amino acids. NCBI's taxonomy places the organism in Eukaryota, Fungi, Ascomycota, Dothideomycetes, Pleosporales, Pleosporaceae. The record is from RefSeq and is a predicted model, not a curated record. Gene Ontology annotation, biological process: intracellular protein transport; intra-Golgi vesicle-mediated transport; endoplasmic reticulum to Golgi vesicle-mediated transport. The transcript is spliced from 9 exons. Gene Ontology annotation, cellular component: COPI vesicle coat.
UGUGCCUGCGCCCUCGCCCCCUCGAGCAUUGACUCCGCAACACACGACGCUGAAGCUGCGGCUUCGUCCCCAAUCCCGCCAUGUCUUCCUCUCCUUCCAUGUUGACCAAGUUCGAGUCCAAGUCUUCGCGUGCAAAGGGCAUUGCCUUCCACCCAAAGAGGCCAUGGAUCCUCGUGUCGCUGCACUCGUCGACGAUCCAACUAUGGGACUACCGCAUGGGCACCCUCAUCGACCGCUUCGAAGAACACGACGGGCCGGUCCGCGGCGUCGACUUCCACAAGACGCAGCCAUUGUUCGUCUCGGGCGGUGAUGACUACAAGAUCAAGGUCUGGUCGUACCAGACGCGCCGCUGUCUCUUCACACUCAACGGCCACUUGGACUAUGUCCGAACCGUCUUUUUCCACCACGAGCUGCCGUGGAUAUUGAGUAGCUCCGACGACCAGACGAUCCGCAUAUGGAAUUGGCAGAACCGCUCAUUGAUAUGCACCAUGACCGGCCACAACCACUACACCAUGUGCGCACAGUUCCACCCCAAGGAAGACCUCAUUGUUUCCGCCUCGCUUGACCAGUCUGUUCGCGUUUGGGAUAUCUCUGGGCUACGGAAGAAGCACUCGGCACCGCAAGCCAUGUCCUUUGAGGACCAAAUGGCACGUGCCAACCAGAACCAGGCAGACAUGUUCGGAAACACAGAUGCAGUCGUCAAAUUCGUCCUCGAAGGCCACGACCGAGGUGUCAACUGGGUCGCAUUCCACCCCACACUGCCGCUGAUUGUUUCCGCGGGUGACGACCGCCUCGUCAAGCUGUGGAGAAUGUCGGAGACAAAGGCAUGGGAAGUAGACACUUGCCGAGGGCAUUUCCAGAACGCGUCGGCAUGUCUGUUCCACCCGCACCAAGAUCUGAUACUGUCUGUUGGUGAAGACAAGACAAUACGUGUGUGGGAUCUCAACAGGCGCACAUCGGUCCAGUCCUUCAAGAGAGAGAAUGACCGCUUCUGGGUCAUUGCAGCGCAUCCCGAGAUCAACCUCUUCGCCGCUGGUCAUGACAACGGAGUAAUGGUGUUCAAGCUGGAGCGCGAGCGACCCGCGUCUGCCGUUUACCAGAACAAUCUCUUCUACAUCACCAAGGAGAAGCAUGUGCGCUCGUACGAUUUCCAGAAGAACCUCGAGUCGCCGUCGAUGCUGUCUCUCAAGAAGCUCGGAAGCGCCUGGGUGCCUCCGCGGACGCUCUCCUACAACCCUGCUGAACGCUCGAUCCUGGUUACAUCCCCGGCCGAUAGCGGAACAUAUGAGCUGAUCAGCCUCCCACGUGACGCUUCCGGAGCUGUAGAGCCCACUGACACCAAGCGUGGAUCUGGUAACUCAGCUGUGUUCGUGGCUAGAAACCGAUUUGCAGUCUUCAACCAGGCCAACCAGCAGAUUGACAUCAAGGACUUGGCCAACUCCACCACCAAGACCAUCAAGCCCCCCCACGGCACAACCGAUAUUUACUUUGGCGGCACUGGAAACCUGCUCUUGAUAACACCCACCUCUGUUGUUCUUUACGACAUCCAGGCCAAGAAGAACCUUGCCGAGCUUUCAGUCAAUGGCGUCAAGUACGUUGUUUGGUCAUCAGAUGGAUUGCACGUAGCUCUCUUGAGCAAGCACAACGUCACCAUCGCGACGAAGAACUUGGAGCAGGUCAGCACACUGCACGAGACGAUCCGCAUCAAGAGCGCCAUCUUCGACGAUACUGGCGUCCUGCUUUACUCUACGUUGAACCACAUCAAGUACAGUCUGAUGAACGGCGACAAUGGAAUUGUCCGCACGCUCGAGCAGACUGUAUAUCUCGUCAGAGUCAAGGGCCGUAACGUAUACUGCUUGGACCGAGCUGCGAAGCCCAAGAUUCUCCAGAUCGACCCUACGGAAUACCGAUUCAAGCUUGCUCUUGUCAAGCGAAACUACGACGAGAUGCUCAACAUCAUCAAGACUUCGAGUCUGGUUGGACAGAGCAUCAUCUCGUAUCUUCAAAAGAAGGGCUAUCCCGAGAUUGCUCUUCAGUUUGUUCAAGAUCCACAGACACGGUUCGAGCUUGCGAUUGAGUGUGGCAACCUUGAGGUCGCAGUAGAGAUGGCCAAACAACUCGACCGUCCAAAGCUCUGGCAGCGAUUGAGCAACGAAGCCCUGGCACAUGGUAACCACCAAACUGUAGAAAUGACAUAUCAGAAACUGCGCAACUUUGACAAGUUGUCGUUCCUGUAUCUCACGACAGGAGACCAGGACAAGUUGAAGCGCAUGGCUAAGAUUGCAGAGCACCGCGGAGACAUGACAGCCCGAUUCCAGAACGCACUCUACCUGGGUGACGUACAGAACCGGAUAGAAAUGUUCCAGGAGCUGGAUCUCUACCCACUUGCGUAUGCAACUGCCAAGGCCCACGGUCUCGAUGAGCAAGCACAGUCCAUCUUGGAAGCCGCAGGUGUCUCGGAAGACCAGAUCAAGUUGCCUUCGAUAGGCGGACCCCUCGCACCCCCAAAGCCUAUUGUACCAACUUACCAAGCGAACUGGCCAACACGUGCAGCCUCUUCGACUGUAUUCGAAAAGGCUCUUCAAGGCGAGGUCGAAGGUAUUGGAUCCCAAGAGCCAGCAGCCAACGGCUACGGCGACGAAGACCUGCUAGGCGAGCCAGAAACCACGGGUGCUACGGCUGAGCUCGGAGGCGAUGAAGAGGACGACAUUGGCGGAUGGGACAUGGGCGACGAUGCCGAAGUAGAAGCAGAGGACGACUUUGUCGAGGUUGAGGGUGCUGAAGCCGGUGCUGGUAGCAGCGAGGCCGAUCUCUGGGCGCGAAACUCACCCUUGGCGGCAGACCACGUUGCUGCAGGCUCAUUCGACACGGCUAUGCAGCUGCUCAACCGUCAAGUUGGCGCUGUCAACUUUGCCCCUCUGGAGGAGCGCUUCCAGGAGAUUUACCAGGCCACGCGGACAUUCUUGCCAGCUACGCCCAACAUGCCGUCGUUGGUCAACUAUGUCCGAAGAACAGUGGACGAGACAGACUCGCGGAAGAUCUUGCCAAUAAUCCCGCGAGACUUGGAGUCUAUAUUGACCAAUGACCUGACUGCUGGCAAACAAUCUCUACUCAAGAACAAGCUGGAAGAGGGUAUCGCGAUCUUCAAGAAGCUACUGCAGCUCAUCAUGGUCAAUGUUGUUUCGUCUCAAGCCGAACUGUCCGAGGCCAGGAAAGCGAUCAACACAGCUACACAGUACAUUCUUGCCAUGUCCAUUGAGCUCGAGCGUCGCAAACUGCUCAAUGGCGCCACUGACAUCUCUGCUCUCUCUGACGCGGACAAGAAGCGGGCUCUUGAGCUAUCGGCCUACUUUACGAUCCCUGAGGUCGAAGGCCCGCACAAGUCAAUUCCCCUGUCAGCAGCCAUGAACUUUGCGCACAAGAACAAGCAGCUGAACACGGCGCUCAACUUUGCCAAUGCUCUGCUUGACCGCACUGGCAACGCCAAGAUGAAGGAGGCAGCCAAGCGCAUCAAGACGAUUGCCGAGAGGAACCCCAGCGAUGCCAUUGAAAUCGACUUUGAUCAAUUCGCCGACUUUGACAUUUGCGCUGCUAGCUACACGCCCAUCUACGCUGGCCAGCCGUCGGUGACAAGUCCGUACAGCGGAGCCAAGUACCACGCGCGGUACAAGGGCACGGUUUGCAGAAUCGACGGUAUCAGUCAGAUUGGGGCACCGGCUAGUGGGCUGAGGCUUGUUGGUUAAUGAUGAUGAUGAUGAGGUUGUUGUUGUGGUGGUGGAUGAUGAGCAGGGGGGUGUCAGGGUGAGGGUGAGGAGUGAAUUUAUUUUUGGUGCUUGAUUCACGAUUGACACUGGGUAUGCUUUAGCGUUUUCAUGACCUUGUCGUCGGGUGGAGGAGAGGGUGGGGGCAAAGUGGGGAGUAGUAGUAGUAGUAGAAGAAGAAGAAGUAGUAGUAGUAGAAGAUGAUGAUGAUGAUGAUGAAAAAGAGGGGAGAAGAAGACAUGACAAGGGAAAAUAAAA